This is a messenger RNA of Orbicella faveolata, 1274 nucleotides long. Its product is annotated as ubiquitin-conjugating enzyme E2 R2-like. NCBI's taxonomy places the organism in Eukaryota, Metazoa, Cnidaria, Anthozoa, Scleractinia, Merulinidae. The record is from RefSeq and is a predicted model, not a curated record.
UACACAACAAAACUUCUUUUGGUGAAAGAGUUGGUGAUCUCAAUGUGAAAAAGUUUACCUAUUUAUUGUUGAAAUUUAGGCUUAUUCAAGUCGAAAAGCCGUGAUCAUUGAAAAGAAGAGUAUAAAGUAAAUGGCCGCUCAACCACCUUCAUCGGCUGUGCGAGCGUUACAGCUGGAGCUAAAGAAACUUACCGAGGAACCAGUCGAAGGAUUCGUCGUCAAUGUGCCAGAUGAGAGCAACUUAUUCGAAUGGGACGUAGCGAUUUUUGGUCCUCCAGGUACUCUUUACGAGGGUGGUUACUUUAAGGCACACAUGUCCUUCCCUCCUGGCUACCCAUACUCACCACCAACGUUUCGCUUUCUCACGAAAAUGUGGCAUCCUAAUAUAUACGAGUCCGGUGAUGUGUGUAUUUCAAUUCUACAUCCCCCGGUUGACGAUCCGCAAAGUGGUGAAUUACCUUCCGAGCGAUGGAACCCGACACAAAAUGUCAGAACAAUACUGUUGAGUGUCAUUUCCUUGUUAAAUGAACCAAACACAUUUUCUCCUGCAAAUGUGGAUGCCUCUGUGAUGUUUAGAAAAUGGAGAGAGAGUAAAGGAAAGGAUAGCGAUUAUGAAAAAGUUGUUAAAAAACAAGUUCAACGUUCCAAACUGGAGGCCGAAAAAGAAAACAUAAAAGUACCAACAACUGUCGAUGAAUACUGUGUAAAAUCUAGACCCUCACGAUCUGAACCUGAGGACUUAACAGAUUUCUAUGAUGAUGACUAUGCCGAUGAUGUGGAUGAUGACGAUGAUGACGAUGACUGCAUGGAUUAUAGUGAAGACUCGGGGAAUGAAGAGACGUGAUACAUGUGACUAAGGGCUGGACCUCUGUCACAAUGUAUAUUUUGUACUGUGUAACAUAAGAGACCCUUUGAACCAUGGCAAGAUGUACAAGAACCUACCUGGCUUAAAAAGCUUGGAAAAACCUUUUUCUUUUGUAAAACUAUAUUUGUGAUACAUUGAGCAGUGUGAUACAUGGGUGCAAAGACUGUAAGAGCUGCUACCCUUGGUUUUCACAAGUGUGGGAUACUGUGGUAUGCAUGUCAUGUUACUCCUUUGCACAGCUCUACCUUUGUGCAGUUAUCAGAAAGUCAUGGAAAGCUUUACUAGCUUUACUGUCAGUCAUGAACUCCACCCCUUGAGAUCGGAAUUUUUUGAAAGUAGUGCCGUGUAGCCUUUCCUGUUUGUGGUGGUAUCUAUGUCAUGAAAUAAAUUAACAACCUUAACCCUUAAA